This is a messenger RNA of Cuculus canorus (common cuckoo), 6900 nucleotides long. It is a transcript of the gene NFIB, whose product is annotated as nuclear factor I B. Gene Ontology annotation, biological process: regulation of transcription by RNA polymerase II. NCBI's taxonomy places the organism in Eukaryota, Metazoa, Chordata, Aves, Cuculiformes, Cuculidae. Gene Ontology annotation, molecular function: DNA-binding transcription factor activity, RNA polymerase II-specific; RNA polymerase II cis-regulatory region sequence-specific DNA binding. Bases 319 to 2028 code for a protein of 569 amino acids. Gene Ontology annotation, cellular component: nucleus. The transcript has 12 exons. The record is from RefSeq and is a predicted model, not a curated record.
CCUUCCCCCCUCAUCUGCAAAACAACCAGCAGCAGCAGCAGCAAAAGCAAGACUCCUGCGCCGCCGACUACAAGAGGGUUAAAAGUGUAGAUUGGAUUUCACCCCGGGAAAUCUAGCACACGGAGUGAACUUGAAUCUUUGGCUAUUUAAGGAGGACUGGGGUUUGUUGUGAAGUUGUGGUGAUCCAGUGCAGAGCCCCGUCCUGAUUGAUUUCAUCUUCCUUGAGUCUCAGAUGACUGUAAAAUGGAUAGAUGAAAUUAUUCGUUUUUGAGGCUUUUCUUAGGGGCUCUCCGGGCAGCGUGUUCUCAAAGCGAAGUCAUGAUGUAUUCUCCAAUCUGUCUCACUCAGGAUGAAUUUCACCCGUUCAUUGAGGCACUUCUUCCACAUGUCCGUGCAAUUGCCUAUACUUGGUUCAACCUUCAGGCUCGAAAACGCAAGUACUUUAAAAAACAUGAGAAACGAAUGUCAAAGGAUGAGGAAAGAGCAGUCAAGGAUGAGCUACUUAGCGAAAAGCCUGAAAUUAAACAAAAGUGGGCAUCCAGGCUCCUGGCCAAGCUGCGCAAAGAUAUUCGCCAAGAGUUCCGGGAGGAUUUUGUGCUCACAGUGACUGGGAAGAAGCACCCAUGCUGUGUAUUGUCCAAUCCUGACCAGAAGGGUAAGAUUAGGAGAAUCGACUGCCUGCGACAGGCUGACAAAGUCUGGCGUCUGGAUCUAGUCAUGGUGAUCCUGUUCAAAGGCAUCCCCUUGGAAAGCACGGAUGGAGAGAGGCUCAUGAAAUCCCCACAUUGCACAAAUCCAGCACUUUGCGUCCAGCCACAUCACAUAACAGUAUCAGUCAAGGAGCUUGAUUUGUUUUUGGCAUACUACGUGCAGGAGCAAGAUUCUGGACAACCAGGAAGUCCAAGCCACAACGAUCCUGCCAAGAAUCCACCAGUGUACCUUGAGGACAGUUUUGUAAAAUCUGGAGUGUUCAAUGUGUCAGAACUUGUGAGGGUGUCCAGAACACCCAUAACCCAGGGAACUGGAGUGAACUUCCCAAUUGGAGAGCUUCCGAGCCAGCCAUAUUAUCAUGAUAUGAAUUCGGGUGUAAACUUACAGAGGUCCUUGUCUUCUCCACCAAGCAGCAAAAGACCCAAAACUAUCUCCAUAGAUGAAAAUAUGGAGCCAAGCCCAACAGGAGACUUUUAUCCUUCUCCAAAUUCACCAGCUGCGGGGAGUCGGACAUGGCAUGAAAGAGAUCAAGAUAUGUCUUCUCCUACAAUGAAGAAACCUGAAAAGCCUUUGUUUAGUCCUACUUCUCCCCAGGAUUCUUCACCAAGACUGAGCACUUUUCCCCAGCAUCACCACCCAGGAAUCCCAGGAGUUGCACACAGUGUCAUCUCAACUAGAACUCCACCUCCACCUUCACCAUUGCCAUUUCCAGCACAAGCUAUUCUCCCUCCUGCCCCGUCUAGCUACUUCUCUCAUCCAACGAUCAGAUAUCCUCCCCACCUGAAUCCUCAGGAUACUCUGAAGAAUUAUGUACCUUCUUACGACCCGUCCAGCCCGCAGACUAGCCAGCCUAACAGCAGUGGUCAAGUAGUAGGGAAAGUGCCUGGCCAUUUUACUCCAGUUUUGGCACCCUCUCCCCAUCACAGUGCGGUGCGACCUGUGACCCUGACCAUGACAGAUACUAAACCCAUCACUACAUCCACUGAAGGUGAGGCAUCUUCACCUACAGCAAUCACCUACACAGCCUCAGGCACAUCCCAAGCCAAUCGAUAUGUGGGACUAAGCCCAAGAGAUUCAUCCUUCCUACACCAGCAACAGCUGAGAAUUUGUGACUGGACCAUGAAUCAAAACGGCAGGCAUUUAUACCCCAGUGCCAGUGAGGAUACAUUGGGAAUUACUUGGCAAAGUCCUGGUACCUGGGCUAGCUUGGUUCCUUUUCAAGUAUCAAAUAGGACACCGAUUCUGCCAACAAAUGUCCCAAAUUAUGGUUUGAACAUAAUUGGAGAGCCUUUCCUUCAAGCAGAAACAAGCAAUUGAGGGGAAAAAAGAAAAGAAAAAUAAAAGAAAAAUUAAAAAAAGAAAAAAAAGAAAGGAAGACAGGAUGAGAAAAGAAACUGAAGAAAGAAGAAAAAGUAGACCAGCAAUUGCAGCUCUUACAAUCAUUAAUUCCCUUAUGAUUGAAACUGAAAUGACAUACAAAGGGUCGAUGAUAUUUCACUGAUGAGUAGAGUGCAGCCCCUGCUAAGUAGCCUUUGUUAUAUGAAGUCCGCUGGGAAAUAGAUGUUCUGUCUCUGACAAUAUAUUUUAACUGACUUUCUAGAUGCCUUAAUAUUUGCAUGAUAAGCUAGUUUUAUUGGUUUAGUAUUCUUGUUGUUUACGCAUGGGAUCACUAUUCCUGGUUAUCUCACAAAACAAAGGCUAUACAGCAGUAACAGAGCUGCACGAGGACAAGGGCUGUGAGCCAGCCAUUUUCUCAAAACUCUGAUUUCUAAAAAUAAGCUCUGUAGCCUUUAGUUAUCAGUAUGAAUUUAUUAAACUUUGGCCCUUAAUUCAGCCUUUUCUAGUGUAUUAUGCAGUUUGAAGUUUUCAAUCUGUAUGGACACACAGGCUCUAUGGAAGAAAUGCCUCUACAUAGGUAAAAGUGUUAUCUACUCAUGCAACAGUAAAAAAGAAAAGGAAAAAGGUGAAAGUUUUCCCCACUAAAGAAACACUUACAGAGGCAAGUGCAAUUUAAAAAUCAUAUCUAAGGAGUCAUCACUAUAAGUCCUUCAGCCCUUGGACUCUAAAUUGAGGGGAUUAAAAAUAGAAAUAAAAUUACUUUGAACAAAGUUAUUUUUCCCCUCGGUUUUUGAGGGCAUUAAAAGGCAUUAAAUCAAGACAAAUCAUGUCCUUGAGAAAAAGAAAUCAAUGGAAACACAGCACUUAUGUUGGUUUAGCUGCUGCCUCUACAGAGGGGUAGGAUUUAUUUAUUUAAAGUUACUGGUUGCAUCAAGAACCCAUAGGGUUUACAUGUUUCUGUAUAAUCUGCAUCAUAGAGACAAAGAGAUAGGCAAAUCCAUGUCACAAGGGCAAAGCUUACCGUUUACAAACUGGUAAUACCAGGAUGGGGAUAUGUUAUAUUUAAAUAAUGCACUCUUAAUGUAAGUUAGUUUCAGGGUGCUGAAAACUUGCAUGGUGCUUUCAGAAGUUAGCCUUGUUCAACAAUUUUCACAUAUUGACAGAAAUAUAAUGUGCAUGGGCGGACAUUUUGCCUCUAUGUCUCUUUAAAAAACUAAUUAAAAUACUCUUUCCAGUAAUCCUAAUUUGCACGAUGAUAUAAUGUCCACAUUACGUGCCUUGCCUUGAAAUCUAAAAAAUGGAAAAAAACAAAAAAAGAAAAAAACUACAAAAAAUUGACAUCACUACACUUGUUUUGCUGCAUUUAUUAUCAUUUUAAAUCUUUACCAUUUUUAUGACAAAUAUUUUGUACUCCAGAUGGGAAAAAAGUGUGACAUCAUGGAUUUUUUAGACAGUUAUACCUUUAUCUCACAUUUAUAAAGCAUAUCAUGGCUGUGUAUAGUUGCCGCUUAAAAUUGUAAUCGACCAGCAAUAUUUUCAGUAUUUUGGUGUUUUUCUAUUAACCUUUCAUGUUUUUCAUCUUCCAAUUAAUAUUGGGGGGAGGGGAUACAAAUUUAUACGAAUUAUGCAAUACCAGGUUUUGCCUAUGUAGGUAGUGCUUUUAGCUGUAUUGGUUAUUAUAGGUAAGUACACAGAUUUAAAAGAAAAAAAAAAAUAAUGUAUGCUUUUUUUUGUUUGUUUUAAUUGACCAAAGUGGGUACUGCUAUUUUUGCAGUGUGAUGAGGUCCUUUUCUGUACUGAGAGGUGGACAGGGGAUUUUUUUUUAUACAUACAUAUAUAUAUAUAUUCUGGGGUGGGUGGGGAGUAUUUUUAACACUUUACAGUGUAGCUGUGAAGCAGUGCACCCUUAGCCAGGCAAGGGCUGCAAAGCGACUGUUCUGCCUACUGUGACAAACUUUCAAAUCGGUUCCCUCUUUUUAACUUCCCACCUGGGGUGCAAGCUGAAAUCAUUUCUGGAUUUAAAAAAUAGAUAAUGAAUUCUGUUGGAGGCAGACUUGGCUUGAGGAAAUUGUUUAAGUACUUUUUUUCUCGAGAAAGAAAAAGAGGGAGACAGACAGACAGAGAGAGAAGAGGUCAAGACCCACAGUGAGAUGAAGUCUUUUUCAUUCUGGCAAAGAUACUGUGUCCUAAAGUGUUCGCUUUAGAAAAUGUUUUUAGCUUAGAAUGACAAAAAUGCUUGCUUUGUCUAGGAAAUGCAUGUACAGGGCCAAAAUCUUUGCUGGCAUAAUUCCACUGACUCCAGUUGACUCUGGAGUUGCUUCUGCAGAGAUUUUGCCUCCCUUAGUCUGCUUGACUGGUAGAUAUUCUUUUUUUUUAACCUUCUCUACAUCAAAAUAUUGUUUGCCUCCCUCCCAAGUUUGUUAGCUCACCGCAUCUGAAUUACAAUUUUCAGCCUGCUCAGGCCAUGUCAGAAGUUUGCAGUGUCAGUUCUCAUACAGCAGGUCAGAUGGAGAGCUCUGAGUCAUGGUAGCAAAGUAGUUUCUUAAUGUACGGAAUUAGAUUAUGGUGUAAAUAAAACCGUAUUUCCAGUAAAAUCACAUUUUGCAGAGGACCUGCUGCUGAAGACCUCUUAUGCACCAGGGAUUGUUAUGAUGUAAAAACACAUCCUUUUAUUAGGGUGCAAGCAAAGGAGAGUAUAGACUUGUGAUUAUAGGAUACCCUGGUGUGAAAAUUCAUCCCUUUGCAGUUGUUUCUGCAUUUUGGAGGUUUUCCUACCCUGGAGCAGUCCUGGAGGUGCAGCUCCAGCAACAGCAACCCCACUGAGCAGUGCUGGGCAGUGUCACACCAAAGUCAGUCCCUUCUGGCUCUGGCCAUCGCGCAGCAGCUAAUGAGCUGUUUUGGUGGCACAUCUCCAUGUCUUCAGCAGGAGAUACGUGUGUAGGCAGGGCUACAAAGACAGGAGCUGUAGAAAAGCAAAUCCUUGAGAUUAAUCUAUUGCUAAACUGGAAAAAAAGAAAACCUCAUGUAAAAAGAUAAGACAUCAAAAGUAAUUAAAAACCAACUUUACGUUGCUUUUUCUGAGCACCAUAGUAAGUGAAUUCAUUCACUAAGGAUGUGGCUACUGUGGAAAUUACUGAGAUGUGCUAGAACCACACAGAGUACAUCUCAGGCUCUGGCAUGGUAAAACAAAGUAUAUAUGCUACUUUAUGCAUGCUACUGAUACCGAGCCAUUUAGGAACAGAGGGGUGAUUAGAUUUGUGCUGUUAGCAAGGUUCCCCACUUAAGUACACCAGGAUGAAACUGAAACAAGUUCAGCCUUCAAAGUGUAAUAGUCAAAAUGAUGAUUGCCCUUGUAGGAAGAUGGAUAUCCUUAAUAGAGCUUUAUUUUUGUCUCUGACCUCCUGUAUGAAUUAAAAACUGAGCUUACAGAUGCAGUGUUUUAAAAAGCAAACUCCUUCCUUCCAUGUGAAUGAAUUGAGUUGUUAAGCACCUGUGGGUUUUUUCCACCUGCCUCUCUUAUAGAAAGCCUGUUUGGAAGAAAAUGAACUUUUCAUUUAUUGUAGGUUUGGUUUGGGGUUGUUUUGUUUUGUUUAGUUUUUUUUUAAGCUCAGCAGUCAAAAGAAUAAGAUAAGAUUCAGAACUCAAAUCCAGUCUCUGGCCUCCUCCUUCACCAGGAAGUGUAUUCUGACUAAAUCAAGCCACCCCGUUCUAUGUGCACUGUUCUGCCUUUAUUAAGUUGCUUUGCAGCCCUGGCCUCAUGGCUGUGCCACUGAAGUGUGUUUCCCCUGGAGUGACAUGAACGUUUGAGGCUUGACUAAGGAAAAAAAAGGCAGUGAAGGAGACUGUACAUAAAGACAUGGCAAAAAUAUUAAUUAUAGCAAUAUAGUUGUGGGGUGAUGUUCAGGUGGGCAGCUCCAUUAUAUGUGAAUGAAUUUGUGAAGCUGCAAGUAGCGAGAAGAAAGGAGGAUCUUCUGAAUGAACCGCCUACCUUGUAGACAGUAAUUUGUACACUGUAUAGUUUUGUUGAGAACUUUUUUUUUAAUUAAAAUACCCUCGUUUGUAAAGCUAACUUUUUAACAAUUAUAAUGGAAAUGCAUGUCAUUUCCAUUUUUAAAGUAAGCAAGAAUAUUCCUUGUUUGGAAACUGGACUUGGGUUAAAACUCUCCAGUUUCUUAAGUUAUGUAUUAAAAAAAAAAAUCUGUCCAUGUUAGGAGUUAUUUCGCAGAUUCCUGUGCUUGAAAAGCAUAGGUUACUAAUCCUUUAAAAAUGUAAAUGGAGAAAAGUUAUAUUUUAUGAAGGUUAUUUUGUUGUAUUUAGUAUUGGAAAAGUUGGUUUUCAGAGCAUUUCAAAAUGUCGGAAGCACCACUGUCUUUUUAUUAGUAUAUAUGGCCUUUAGCAAAAGUUUUUGUGAUUGUUACAUGAUGGUAUUUAAGAUUAGGUUCACAGAGCAAUUCAGGAUAGGCAGAGAACUAAAACAAUACUUAUGUCUCACAUAGCUGUGUCCUCAGGGAGCAGAAUUUUGGAUUUGCAACUUGUAGCUUCAUAAGGACUGAGUGAAAGAGAUUGCACAAGGACAUACUCAGCUGUGACAUCAGAGUGUGUUCUGUACCUAAAUCUAAAUUCUACUUACUGUGCGAGAUUAUGAAGGCUGCAGAGAGUUAUCCCAUAUUCAGUGUACAGUAUUCACUUUUAAUGAAAUAACUUUCUAAUAUUGCUGGUAGUAAGGACCCAAGUAUGCCAUCUGAUAUGGUUUACGUACUCCUGUCAAGGUCUUUUGUUAACAUUAACCAGCUGUAUGCUCCUGGACUUUUUUAUUGGCUUUCUAUAGAAAAUUUGAAAAAUAAUGAGAGA